This is a messenger RNA of Engraulis encrasicolus (European anchovy), 1869 nucleotides long. It is a transcript of the gene ccdc33, whose product is annotated as coiled-coil domain containing 33. Lineage: Eukaryota; Metazoa; Chordata; Actinopteri; Clupeiformes; Engraulidae. Gene Ontology annotation, cellular component: peroxisome. The record is from RefSeq and is a predicted model, not a curated record. The transcript has 10 exons. Bases 1 to 1203 code for a protein of 400 amino acids.
AUGCAUUUGGACAUCAAGCCAUCCUCAGUUUUCCUCUCUUACCCCCAGCUGCAGAGGGAGAGCUUUGGUCUGCCAUCAUACGAUGCUUUGGCCCAGAUCCUGCCUGACUACCAGCACCUGUUCAGAAGCAGCGGGCCACAGAAGCUGACCCCGGGCCCGAGUGAUGAUUCCCAGUGGAAGCAGAAAGAACAGGCCCAGAAACACGGCACCUAUGAGGUCCACAACCCUCCUAAACGCGCCCCCAUUCCUGACUUCCCUGAUGAUGCCCAGCUGUCCUCUGAGCUCUCAGACCACCAGAUCAAAGAGGUGGAAAACUACCGUGUGGCCAUGUGUAAGAUGGCAGAGGACAUUAUUGCCCUACGCGGCCAGUUGGGGGCGCUGGAGGCAGAGAAUAGCCGUCUCCGUAGCGACCUCAGCCUGCACCAGGAAGUGGGCCGCACGCUCCUCAUGGACACUGAUGUGGACGUCAUGACCAAGGCCGAGAUUGAGGACCGCAUCGCCUCCCUGAAGGUGAAGCUGGCUAGUGAGAGCAGUAAAGCAGCCUCUCAACGAGACAAGAUUCAGCAGCUACAGAAUGAGCUGAUCAGGAAGAAUGACAGUGAGAAGGAGCUGGAGAGCCUGAGGAGAGUGCAUCAGCAGCAGCAGGCGGAACUGCAACGCCACCAGAGCCACGGAGCCAAAAUGGCCGCCCUGGAGACCACUGUUCGCCAGCAGGAGAAGGUCAUUGAGAAGAUGGAGAGGGUCCUGGACGCAAAGCUUCGGGAACGAAACAAAGAGAAUGAGGAGUUGAGGAAGCUUAAUAAAAAAGAUAAAGCAGACAGCAAGAGGAAGGAGAUAGAGAGUGUGUUGGCAGCUGAAAAUGCUCGCCUCAGAGAGGAGCUGCAGAGAAUGAGAAGCCAGCCUCCUCCUGUCGUCAUCCAGCAACCACCUCAGUCUGUUGCGCUCCUUCCUGACCGAGAGAAGCUGAGCUUGUUGGGGCAGCUGGAGAAAGCAGAAGCCCGAAUACGCGCACUGGAGAGCCAGCUGAAGGCCAGCUCCAGGGAGUGGGGGAGGGAGAAGCAGGCCUUGAACACCAAGCUGAGCGAACACCAACACGGCUUUCAACAUUCCUCUACAGUCCUCCUACACGACGUCCCCAUGAAAAGUGUGACGCAAUCAGUGAUUGGCCGAAUUAGACACAGACAGUUGGACCCUCUCAAGUAGACCCCUCCCAUCAUCACUACCAGCAUGUUUGGAAUUACACUUCAUUUAUUUCUGUUAUACACUCUCAAUAAUCCACUGACAAUCACUCCAUUCAUAAACAAAUAACAUAAUAAAAGCAACUAUUUGAUAAAGAUGAAUCUCUCUUAAUUUAACAAACAUUUCAAGUUUGAUACAUUUUCAAAUGAAAGUCCACCUAUUGCAUAUGAACUCAACUUGGGGUGUAAUUUUCUUUCCACUCUGGUGAUUUUUUUUAUCUCUAGGGGUUAAAGCAAAAAUUUCUCAAGUUGAGUUGACGUGUGGGGCAGCAGGUGGACUUUCGUUUCUUUUUUUCCCAGUGCACAUCAGUACUUGCGUCAAAGAAAUGUACAGUUACACAUGUCAUGUCUCAUUUAAUUAUCACACAUAAUUUUCAUGUCACAUUUAAUUGAUGAAAGCACCAAACUGUCAUCAUUGACAAGUUUGUUACAUAUAAAAUGUACAUUUGAAGUGUAAUCUGACUGAGGUUGUGAGGUGUACUGUAGUGUGCUCUGUCAUCACUGACUGCUAUUCAGGGUCACAAUGGGUUUGUCUGAAGGAUGUUGUGUUGUGAGGUGCCAUGUUGUAGUAGCCUGGGCCUGUGAGGUGCCAUGUUGUAGUGGCUUGGGCCCACCCACACUAACUGUGGCG